GAUUGGCUGCCUCGCUGUUUGGAUGGUCCUCGCUCUCCGUACGGUGCGGGCGGCCUGAACCAUGAGGCGGGAGGCGAGGGGGGUGGCUGGCAGCUGAGCUCGAGGGGCCGUCAGAAGCACGACGCUGAAGCCGCGGGGGCGACUGCCUCGCGCUCUCGGUUAGGGGUUUCAAAUAAUUCCGCGGACGUUUCCGUUUAACGGAAGCCGCUGGGAAGAGGGAGUGGGAAGCCGAAGGCAAGCAUGGAGAGGCAGGAUCCGCGUGAAGCGUCGCUGAAGCGAAAGCGGCCUCGGUCAGGAAAGGGGUGGCAUAUGGCAGACGAAGAUGACAGCGAGGCUGCGGCCGCCGCGGAGGAAGCCCGGCGGGCUCGGCACUUGGCUCUUCUGGCGGAGAAACCGGCCGCGGACCGUGGCCUGGAGGAGCUGGUCUUCGGGGGUGUGGACGAAGGAGGCGACUUGCUGCGGCGUCUGCAGAGCCCUUCCGCCCAGAUUGAUGAUGUGGUCAGUGGCAGCCUUCUUGAACAAGAAUCUGAUGGUUCAGAAGCAGAAAGCGAAGAGGAAGAAACUUGUUCCUCCAGAAAGCCAGCCUGGAUAGAUGAGGAUGAUGAAACUGAAGAAAUAAUUGACAUGACACAUCGAUACCGAAAGAACAUGAUGAAAAGUGAUGCAGAAAAGAAAGUUACAAAAGAAAAACUUCAAAAACGACUUCAAGAACAAUUUCAGAGUGCUAUGGGAGCAACACCUUCUUGGGCACAGAGGAGCAGGAAAGAGAAAAAAACAAAAAAUGAAGAGGACAGUGACGAUGAAAGUGAUGAUGAUUUGUUACGCAAAACAGGCAAUUUUGUGACAGUGUCAGACUCUUUACCAAGAGGGACUUUGCAGAUGAAAAAUUGCUUGCAUGCCAAUAACGAGUGUUUGUCUGAUACAAAGCUGACAACUGUGCAGUUCCAUCCUUCUGCUCAAGUUGUUAUGACAGCUGGGAUUGAUCGGACGUUAUCACUGUUCCAGGUGGACGGUAUCACUAAUCCAAAGAUACAAAGCAUCUAUUUGGAGGACUUUCCAAUCUAUAAGGCUUGUUUCAGCUCAGAUGGAGAGCAGCUCAUAGCUACCAGUGUGCACAAUAAGCUUUUCUACAUAUAUGAUAUGAUGGGUGGAAAAAUUAUUCCUGUUAACCAUAUCAGAGGUUUAGAGGAGAAGAUUGUCAGAAGAUUUGAAGUCUCUCCAGAUGGGAAAUUCUUGCUUGUUAGUGGGUCAUCAGGCUAUCUGCAUUUGAUAACAAUGAAGACAAAAGAGUUUGUUGGAAGCAUGAAAAUAAAUGGGAAAAUAGCUGCAUCAUCUUUCACUCCAGAUGGCAGCAAAAUCUAUACACAUUCUGCUGAAGGUGAAGUCUUCAUAUGGGAUGUGAAAAGCAGGCGGUGUGUGAACAGGUUUACUGAUGAAGGUUGUCUGCAGGGUACUUCAAUUGCAGUCUCAAGAAACAGUCAGUAUGUAGCAUGUGGUUCUAGUUCUGGUGUUGUGAAUGUGUACACUCAGGAUGAUUGCAUCAGAGAAACGAGUCCUAAACCUCUUAAAGCUCUCAUGAAUUUGGUCACAUCAGCAACCUCAUUGUCGUUCAAUCCCACCACUGAAAUACUGGCAAUGGCUUCGAACAAAGUUGAUGAAGCAGUGAAAUUGGUUCAUAUGCCUUCACUUACCGUAUUCUCAAAUUUUCCUGUGUUCCAAAGAAAGCAAAUAUAUUUGGCCAACUCCAUGGAUUUCUCACCAAGAAGUGGAUAUUUUUCCAUAGCAAAUAACAAAGGAAAAGCCUUAUUAUUUAGGUUGAAGCACUAUACAGAUUUCUAAACUGCCUGCUAUAGACUGAGGUAAUUAUCAGCUGAGGUACUACGUCUGGAGAGUUGCUGGUCACAUAUCCUACAUUUUCCUUUUGUGAAAAGAACAAAUUCUUUCAGUUUACUGGAGUUUGGUUUGCAUAACAUUUUUUUUCAAUUUACUGGAGUUUGGCGUCAAUGACAAUGUGACAUUUUGAUCCUUAGUGAAAAUAGAAUGUCCCAUGUGUCUCUCUAUCUUGAGAAGGAGACUGAACAGCCUGGCGGUUGAACAGAGACAUCAAGUUGUCAUCUCAUAGGCAAAAAUAUUCCAAGUUUUUAAAAUGUCUUAUUAGCAAUUUUCAGUUGUAUUUUUGAUGUUGCUGUUAAUUUCAAAGGUGAGAAUUAUACAUGCUGCACAAUAGUUGUGCCUUGAAUAAAGUGAUCAAUUAGUGCAAUCAGAUUGUGCAAUGUUGGCUGCCACUAUGUUUUAAAACUAUUGCAUUUCCCAAAGCAUGAAUCAUGGUUCUUUUGUUUAUUUCCCUUCCCAAAGUGUGAAUCAUUUUGGGAAGGGCAAUAAGUAAGUGUAAUCAUGAGUAAGUGUACCCUGCAUAAGAGAGCUUAAAAAUAUAAUUUAUACUGACUUGAGUUAAUUUGUAUAACUUUUAUAGGCAAGAUGAAAUAUAAACCUACAUUGCUUUCACUAUCCAUUCAGUGUUGUUACCGUCGUAAAAUAUCUUACUGAUAUAACACUGUUCAUUAUAUGCUUAAGCAAUAAAAGUCUGUGUAGAAUGUAGUCUUUCAAAAAUAAAAUAUGUUGACUUCCUGUUUGUUUUUUCU
This is a messenger RNA of Pogona vitticeps (central bearded dragon), 2642 nucleotides long. RefSeq names its product UTP18 small subunit processome component (gene UTP18). Gene Ontology annotation, molecular function: protein binding. Gene Ontology annotation, cellular component: Pwp2p-containing subcomplex of 90S preribosome; small-subunit processome. Lineage: Eukaryota; Metazoa; Chordata; Lepidosauria; Squamata; Agamidae. Gene Ontology annotation, biological process: rRNA processing. The record is from RefSeq and is a predicted model, not a curated record.